CACUUCAGUCCCGGCAAUGUCUGCUUUUGCUUGGGAAAAGCAACAAGCAGUGAACCUCUGAGGCCUACUGUGUCAGGGCAGUGACCUUCUGAAGAGUAAAAUAGCCACCAUUGCCCACAUUCCACUGUCACCAUGUCAGGAAGCUGUACCCCUACUGCUGGUGGGCCCUUCUCUGCUCUCACGCCCAGCAUAUGGCCUCAGGAGAUCUUGGCAAAAUAUGCCCAGAAAGAAGAAUCUGUUGAACAGCCAGAGUUCCGGUAUGAUGAAUUUGGUUUCCGAGUAGACAAAGAAGAUGGCGCAGAGCCAAACUCUAGCAAGCUCUUGGGGAUCCCACUGGUUGAAGAGCCACAGCACAGGCUGAAAUGGCAGGCCCACUUGGAAUUCACACACAACCAUGACGUGGGGGACCUCACCUGGGACAAGAUAGAAGUCACACUUCCACGUUCCGAUAAGCUGCGAUCAUUGGUGUUGGCUGGCAUUCCUCAUAGCAUGAGGCCACAGCUGUGGAUGAGACUGUCAGGUGCUCUGCAGAAGAAGCGAAAUUCAGAAAUGUCAUAUCGGGAAAUUGUGAAAAACAGCUCAAAUGAUGAAACCAUUGCUGCCAAACAAAUUGAGAAAGAUUUGCUCCGCACCAUGCCCAGCAAUGCCUGCUUUUCCAACAUGAAUAGUAUUGGAGUGCCGCGACUACGCAGAAUUCUCCGGGGACUGGCAUGGCUGUAUCCAGAAAUAGGCUAUUGUCAAGGCACUGGCAUGGUAGUCGCUUCCUUGCUCCUUUUCUUGGAAGAGGAAGAUGCCUUCUGGAUGAUGUGUGCUAUCAUUGAGGACCUGGUGCCGGCCUCCUACUUCAACACUACUCUGAUGGGUGUCCAGACUGACCAGCGCGUCUUGCGCCAUCUCAUUGUGCAGUACUUGCCACAGCUGGACAAACUUCUCCAGGAACAUGACAUUGAGCUCUCCUUGAUCACCCUGCACUGGUUCCUCACAUCAUUUGCUAGCGUUGUGCAUAUCAAGCUGUUGCUACGAAUUUGGGACCUCUUUUUCUACCAGGGCUCCAUAGUUCUCUUCCAGGUCACACUGGGCAUGCUCAGCAUGAAGGAAGAUGAGUUGAUUCAGUCAGAGAACUCUGCCUCCAUCUUCAACACACUCUCGGACAUCCCCUCUCAAAUUGAAGAUCCAGACGUGCUCCUGCAGGAAGCCAUGCGUGUCGCUGGUUCCCUGACGGACGUGGCAGUGGAGACUCAGCGAUGCAAGCACCUGGCGUACCUCAUUGCGGACCAAGGGCAGCUGCUCAAUGCAGGGGCUUCUGUCAACUUAUCAAAGAUCGUGCGACGCAGGACACAGCGCAGGAAAUCUGGCAUCACCUCUCUGCUUUUUGGGGAAGAUGACAUGGAGGCACUGAAGGCCAAGAACAUUAAGCAGACGGAGCUGGUUGCAGAGUUGCGCGAGGCCAUCCUGCAAGUGGCACGGCAUUUUCAGUGUGUGGAUCCCAAGAGCUGCAGCAUAGAUUUGACUCCUGAUUACACCAUGGAGAGCCACCAGCGGGACCAUGAAAGCUAUGUGGCUUGUUGCCGGAACCAUCGGCGACGGGCCAAGGCAUUGCUGGAUUUUGAGCGCCAUGAUGAUGAUGAACUGGGCUUCCGUAAGAAUGAUAUCAUCACGAUCAUCUCUCAGAAGGAUGAGCACUGUUGGGUGGGAGAGCUGAAUGGCCUAAGAGGUUGGUUUCCUGCAAAGUUUGUGGAAGUUCUGGAUGAACGGAGCAAAGAGUAUUCCAUUGCUGGAGAUGACUCUGUCACUGAAGGUGUGACGGACUUGGUUCGAGGGACACUCUGCCCAGCCCUCAAAGCCAUAUUUGAACACGGGCUGAAGAGGCCGUCUCUGCUGGGGGGGCCCUGCCACCCCUGGCUCUUCAUUGAAGAGGCUGCUGGGCGAGAAGUGGAGCGUGACUUUGACUCUGUGUAUUCUCGUCUUGUGCUCUGCAAGACCUACAGGUUGGAUGAAGAUGGGAAAGUGCUAACUCCAGAGGAGCUGCUUUAUCGGGCGGUGCAGUCUGUUAACAUGUCCCAUGAUGCAGUACAUGCCCAGAUGGAUGUGAAGCUUCGUUCUCUUAUCUGCAUUGGACUGAAUGAGCAGGUGCUGCAUUUGUGGCUUGAGGUGUUGUGCUCUAGCCUGCAGACCGUGGAGAAAUGGUUCCAUCUCUGGUCAUUCUUGCGCAGUCCUGGCUGGGUGCAGAUCAAGUGUGAGCUCAGAGUCCUCAGUAAAUUUGCAUUCAGCCUUUCUCAGGAUUGGGAACUCCCUGUAAAAAGAGAGGAGAAGAAGAAACCACUGAAGGAAGGAGUCCAGGACAUGCUUGUGAAGCACCAUCUCUUUAGCUGGGACAUAGAUGGGUGAUUCUUUGGCCUCUAUUUGGACUUCUUGGAUGACAUCAAACCAUUGGCAUAUUCUCCUCCCUUGCAGCCUGUUCCCCCUUCAGUCUGUCCCUCUCACCAACAGUCUUUGCUAGUCAAGAGUUCUCUUGUGGACUGGUAUCAGUUUGCUUAACAGGUGGGCAAUAGCAUAUUGAUGAGAGCAGGGGUUGUGCUGCAUUGUUUGAAACUGUGGCUGUCUAGCUUCCCUUUCCCAUGGUGUCAGUAACUUGGUUGUGCAGAGCAUGUGCAGAUUAUGGAAGUCAUGUACCACUCAGGAGUCUGCGCCCCUUGGAUACCAAGCCUAUUCAAGGCCUGCUGGUCUGGGCAAGAGGGAAGACAGUAAUGUUAGACAGAUUCAUAUAUGGGAGGGAGAGGAGAUCAACAGAUUGCAAGUUCCUCCAAGGCUCACUUUAUUUAUGAUGCUUAUUUUGUUACAUACAGCUAACAUGUGAAACACCCCUUAUUAGUGUGUCUCUGAAAGAGAGAGACUGAUUCAUGACUAGUUUUCCCAGGUGCUACAGUGCAUGAAUGGCUGGGCUACUGCCACAAAGUGCCUAAAAUGGCUAGCUGGUUUAAAACUGCAUUGGUUGGCGCAGCAGGAACCUAGCCUUUAAUUCUGGCUCUUAGCUGAACAGCAUCAGUUCAUUUUAGCCUGGAACUUUAUAAAGAAAAAGAGAGAGAUUACCAAAAGAUGUAAAAUGUAUCCAGAAAUCUCUGUAUAUUUUGAUGUAGCUUAGCAGGAAAUGGAUUCAGGACCGAGAUGGCUCAGGGAGUCAACUGCAACCUACACUGAUGAUGAUGGUAGAGGCUGCAAGACAGGAGCACAUCAUUUAGGGAGCACAAUCACUUGUCAUUUUGGUUUCUAAGUAAAUUGCACAUCUUGUGACUAAGACAGUAAUAGGGAAGUAGGACUGCUCUUCAGAUGCCUUAUUUCUGUUCUCCUGAGUUAUGUGGGAAGUAUUAGUAGUUGGAAGGAAUAAUUGACACUUCUGCGAAUGAUUCUAGGAUUUGAAUAUUAAGUAAAUCAGCCUUGAAAUACUGUGUUUCUUAUUCAGUGAAUAGUAGUGUUACAGUCUGGUCAGCUAGAAUAUACUGACUGUGACCUAUAUGAGAAUAGAUUGCAAGUCCCUUUCCCCAUAGUUGCAUUCUGUUCUACUACUGGAUAAUUUGCCACACUACUUUCAAGGUGCUGUUUUUAGGAAGGAGAAACUGUCGCAAUAGUGUGAAAUGGCUCUUCAUCCCUCCACAAAUGUUGAAUGCCUUUGCUGUCUUUUCACCAUGGCACGUAUCAGUAUCCAUUUUGCCAUGACCAAAGAUGAGAUGUACAAAGAUGUUACAACACAAUUUUUUUUAAUAAAAUGGAUUUUUCAAAUAACUGAAAAAAUAAUUUGAUUUAUCCAUUAUAUUCAUUCCAUACCCUUUUCCAGUUGCAUGUUCACUCCAGGUCCAAUACUAUAGCACUGCGUAAGCCUCUUGCGGGUGCUGAUAACCCCUUUUCAUUGAUGCAUAGUGGAAUAAGUGUGCGUGCUAAUCAAAUACAAGCAGUGGUUAUCAGCAGAAGAGUGUGUACAUUCAAACCAAAGGAAGACCCUUAGACUUUGUUUUACUUUGGGGAUAAAAAGGAGAAUUUAGGGAACUUAUUUUAUAAGCCAUGUGUUUUUAGACACUGGCAAAAGAGCCCAUCUUAAUACCAGUCACUUUCUCGUUCCACAAAAGAGUAGUAUUCCUACAAUGGGCUUAACCGUAGUGCUUUUCUUCAUAAUUUUACACUAGACAUGUUUACCCUUUCAAAACCAGGCAGCUGUUGGGGAUAGCACCUUUCAGCACAAACCCGCUAAAGCUGCCCUGAUCUGAGCAACAAGUACCUUCCAGUCUAAACUCAUUAACUGCUCUUAGUCUGAAAACAGGUAAGAUACUACUGAACCAGAUCCUCUCCCCACACUGAAGUUGGCUUAUUCUUAUUUUCUAUACUGUGAACAAUCCCAAGUCUAGACCAAACCUUCCCAAUUAGUGGUAAACUGAGUGACAAUAUUAGUAGUAGGUCUUGAAGAGUAUGCAAGAGAUACGCCACCUUCAGCAGCCAUUAAUUUAAUUUCCAAAACAGUCACAUUUUACUGAAUGAAAUAAGACGUGCAGUUGGCCAAUCACAUAACUAAUAUUCUCUUCAAAUCCAUUCAUCAUAAAAGAGGGUGUAUAGGAUAUGUUAUGUAGACUUGAUAAAAUAUAAGAGAAACAGAAGGGGCUCUUGGAUCCUGUCAAAUGACAGGACCCUUCUUCCUUCUGCUGUGGGGUGAAAGGCAGUGCCAGCAGACACAUUUAACUACGAAUUUUCUAUGGGAGGGGAAGAGACUAAUAGAAAUACAAUUUCCUUUGAGUGACAUGUGCAAUAAGGCUAAAACUGGUAGUCUAAGGACCAAAUCCUCUUCCCCACCAAACCACAGGCUAAAAUACCAGCUCCCCAACAGUUUACCACACAGUAGGAGCUAAAGGGAAGUAACUACCCCCUAACCAGGUAGAUAACUUCAUCUGCUUUCCAAAAACAAAACAAGUUUUAUAACGGCUAUAUACAGAAAUUUUACCAGCUAUAACUGAAACCAGAUAUCAAGAGGCAAGACUGUGGUUUCUAACCAUCCUCUUAACCACACAGCAGCAGGGACUAUGGCUACAGGAAAGUUCCUCUGUGCAAUGAAAGACAUGCAACUCCUUAGGCAAACAGCACCAAAAACUCUUGCCACAGAGAGGAGGUUAGUGCUCAUGCUCUUGGAGAUCAGCUGAACUCUCCAAACGGAAGUGGAGCCACAACCCUUAACCUACAGCCAAGACCAGACAUCCCCAUGACACCAACCUCCAAAUCAGAGAAAGCUAUACUUCAUAUGCAGGAAAACCCUUGGGAGGAGUAGCUGAACUCAAACCCAUGAACAGCAUAAGCACUAGGAACAGGUGCAUAGUGCAGCUCAUCUGCUCCAGUGCUUAUGUUUCCCAAAGGCCCAAACGUCACAGAGCGCCACCACUUUGAAUAAGUAAGUUCUAGCCAACUAGGUUUCAUAGGCAGGGUUAUUAAGAGGAGGCGGCAGAGCUAUUACAGGGGGCUAGGAGUAUCAUCCCCAAUGCAGCUGUAUUGAUUCAUAACCAACUGAGUGCCUGAGACAACAAUGUCAGGUGAGAUACAACAGCUAGGGCAUACAGCCGCCUCUUAGGUUUUAGUGGAACAAGGGCUACAUGCAGGAAUUAUGUAAGCUGUGGCACAUAACAUGGACUUGGCUUUCUUGCCAGGCAGAAAGCACCUAUACUAUGGCAUUGUUAGGGAAUUGCUCUUGGAACAGGAUGCUCAUCCAUAUAAGCAGAAACCUCACUAGUCCUGUACUCAUCCUCCCACCUCCAAAGAUGGCCAAAUUAACUUUUGCCAAGUUAAAAAGAAGUGCAGUUGCUUUCUAACUAGGCAGACUGAAGGUCAGGAAGGAAGCCUGGUUUCUCCAUUAAGUUCUUCCAAACUGCUUUUGAUUCUUGGCUUUGAACUAAAUCCUCAACCCCAUUCCAUUCUGAAAACCAACAAGUCAUACAACUGGUGCGACCACUGAACAUUUGAGGAAAGGACCCUGCCUUAGUCCACCAAAAGCUAUGAGAAGUGUGGUAGCUUGCCUGAGGUUGAAUCAGAAGACAUCACUGGUACGUGCCCUUGGCUCUAGCUUCAUGAAAGCCGGUCAAAAUGCGGGGCUCUUAAGAAAGAGGAGACUUUCACUUAAGAGCCCACCCAUGUCCUACAACCCAGCUGUACUGCUCCGCUGAAGUCUGCAUGCUCAGAGAGCUAUAAGCAAGAAUCCCAGUGCAGCUGUAAAUCAUGUCCAUCAAGGAAGUCUGUGGAGAAGAGGCUAGGUGUUGCAGUACUGAGGGGGGUGAGGCUCAUCACUGGCCCUCCUGACAGCUCCAACCAAUCCAUACUGUCCAAGUUAGCCUCUCCCAGGUCCAAGCUUGGUUCCCCAGUAGGCUCCGGGGCAAAGUGCAAUUCUGAUGUGUCCAUAGGUGAAGAUGGGUGGUCCAGGAUAGCUGAACUGCUUAGCAUCUCGCUGUAGAGGUCAAUUAGGGACAGAGGCUCAGGUCCAUCAGGUCCAGCUGUCAGCAAGGGGAGGCCAGUGCUGCUUACCAAGAAGUCUUCCAGCCUGCCUGCUGGGGUGGGAUUAAUAGAGCUGGUGUGGCUCAUGGGCACCUGCAGGGGGAGCUCUGAGGAAUGGUGGCUGUUGGACGGAGAAGGGCAUCCUGGGGAAAUAGUGGCGCCUUUCCUUCCUGGGGAAGAUUGCUCCUUGAACUGAGCUGAAAUC
This is a messenger RNA of Zootoca vivipara (common lizard), 6721 nucleotides long. RefSeq names its product small G protein signaling modulator 3 (gene SGSM3). NCBI's taxonomy places the organism in Eukaryota, Metazoa, Chordata, Lepidosauria, Squamata, Lacertidae. The record is from RefSeq and is a predicted model, not a curated record. Gene Ontology annotation, molecular function: small GTPase binding; GTPase activator activity. Gene Ontology annotation, biological process: regulation of GTPase activity.